GCUGUGGUGAACAUGGACUCCCUCGUGAAUGGAACCUGGGAGAAUACCAGUUUCAACAUAUCUCCUCCAUCUCUCUCCUCUUUCAAUGGGCUGAACCUGCUGAUGGAACUGAAGAUACUCUUUGUUCCUCUCUACUCCAUGCUAGUCCUAGUAGCCUGCUGUGGAAACCUCUUCCUCCUCUUCCUCAUUGGACUGAACAAGAAGCUUCACAGCACAACAAACUUCCUGAUUGGAAACCUGGCUCUGGCCGACUUAGUGAUGUGUCUUUUCUGUGUUCCCCUGACUGUGUUUUAUGCCUUCGAUGAGCGUGGCUGGAUUUUUGGGAAUUUCAUGUGCCGCUUCGUCUCCCUUAUGCAGACUGCAACUGUCUUCGCAGCAGUCCUGUCUCUGACAGCCAUAGCAGUGGACCGCUACAUUGUGGUUGCUUAUCCCAUUCGCCGACGUGUAGGGCGCCAUUUUUGCAUUCGCCUGGUGCUAAGCAUAUGGCUCUGUGCCCUGGUAAUGUCCAUCCCUGCUACCCUACACACUGUGUAUUUGGAUCUGAGCGCUGCCGGUCAUCACAUGGCCGUGUGUGAGGAGUUCUGGCAAGAGCAGGAGCUUGGUCGGCUCAUCUACUCGUGCUUCUUUCUGCUCCUCUCAUAUUUUGUCCCUCUUGCAGCUGUGUCUAUAUCCUACUGUGCCAUUUCGUGCCACCUCCAGCACCGGGCCACACAAGGACUUAUAGCUGCCAUUGCCUCCAAUCAGGAAAAAUGGGGCCGCAAGAGGCGCAAGACAUUCCGCCUGCUGCUCAUAUCAGUGCUGUGUUUUGCAUUCUCCUGGCUCCCCUUGCAGGUGGUCAACCUCAUCCGUGACCUGGACACUGACUUUGUUAUCUUGAGCAAGAGUCAUGUCAAUGUGAUCCAGGUCUCGUGCCAUUUGUUAGCCAUGAGCUCUGCAUGCUUUAACCCUUUCAUCUAUGCUUCUCUGCAUGACAAGUUUUUGUCCUACUUGUGCCGCCACAUGUUCCAGAGGCGCAGACAAUCUCAGGCACAAAGCAGCUGCACCACCUCCAGCCGCUUACCCCGCCAACACACUAGCUCCACAGUGGCUGGCAUUCCCAUGGCAGUGACCAAGACUCUACAAGAUAAUUAA
This is a messenger RNA of Ictalurus furcatus (blue catfish), 1131 nucleotides long. RefSeq names its product prolactin releasing hormone 2 receptor (gene prlh2r). Gene Ontology annotation, molecular function: neuropeptide binding; neuropeptide Y receptor activity. Gene Ontology annotation, cellular component: plasma membrane; neuron projection. Lineage: Eukaryota; Metazoa; Chordata; Actinopteri; Siluriformes; Ictaluridae. The record is from RefSeq and is a predicted model, not a curated record. Bases 13 to 1131 code for a protein of 372 amino acids. Gene Ontology annotation, biological process: G protein-coupled receptor signaling pathway. The transcript has a single exon.